Musa acuminata AAA Group (dessert banana) is the source of this 998-nucleotide messenger RNA. RefSeq lists its product as uncharacterized. Bases 385 to 816 code for a protein of 143 amino acids. The record is from RefSeq and is a predicted model, not a curated record. The transcript has 4 exons. NCBI's taxonomy places the organism in Eukaryota, Viridiplantae, Streptophyta, Magnoliopsida, Zingiberales, Musaceae.
GGAUUCAUCGAAAUUGAACUUCGCACCUGUCUACGCUUCUCGUACAGGAGGAGACUGUCGAGCUUCGUAUUAAAAUAACAUUCCCUUAUUCCCAGCAGAUAACACAACAGAUAAAUCCGCGCCGCGGAUGCGAAGAUCCACCGUGGCUACCAGCGUUAAGAAACAACAAAUCAACCAUGGCAUCGUCGUCCUGGCCAUGCGCCACCUAGCCGCUAAAGCAUUCACCUUACUCUUCCUCUCCAACCUAAAAGCUUAUUUUAUGCCACCUUCGUGCAUAUCCUUCUCGCGCGAGGAUAAGAACGGAGACGAUGACCAGCGUACGCUGCGGCGCCCUACAUCAUUAAGAAGCAUACGCUGCAGUGUCUGCACGCAAAAGAAACAACCAUGGGUUCUCUAAUGGCAGGAUGGAGUUCUCCGUUUCAGGAUCCUAACCAUGUCAAGGUUCAGAGGAACAGAUCACUCACCAGAGGAGAGAUCGAUGCAUUCUGGAAAGAAAAGAAGUCCAAGGAAGAAUAUGUGGGCGCAGUCAACGGUCUUGUGGAUAGUAAUCAGGAGAACAUAAACAUAGGGUCCAGCGAAAUGCUACAACCAUCAGGGGAUCUGCCACUGCGUGAUAGGAAGCAGAGCAUUCUGAACAGUAGCUCCAAAUCCGACGCUGACAUCCUUAAGACAAAUUGCUGGUGGACAAGGAGCAGUUAUGCGUUUCUAAAUGCAAUUCCUGUAACGUCCAUGGAAGGUCCUUCUUACAAAUAUGCGUCACAGUACCCUGCGUCAGACUUAUGCUUAGCAAACCGUGCAGCCUAUAAAUAUUAUUAGACAACUACUUUGUAGGUCACUAACGAGGUGGUGGGUGUGGUGUGUGUUUGGAUGAUACAAUGAACAUGAAAAGUGUACUGCUUGUAGAUAUAACUCCUCUGGUAGUGUAGAAAAGAACGGCAUGUAUGAUUUUGCGGUAGAACUUUUGGAUUACUGUACAUAUGUCCCUGUACGAAAGCUGC